Messenger RNA from Oryza sativa Japonica Group (Japanese rice), 2719 nucleotides. RefSeq lists its product as uncharacterized. NCBI's taxonomy places the organism in Eukaryota, Viridiplantae, Streptophyta, Magnoliopsida, Poales, Poaceae. The record is from RefSeq and is a predicted model, not a curated record.
AGCUCGAAUUUACUUUUAAGUACCAUAUACAACUAGUUUUUUAAUUCAAACUAAUAAUAACGUUUACAAUCCGAUAAUUCGAGAGGGCAAACAGCACAGGGAGGAGUGGCUGGGUGGACGGCCGAGUCCGUCGGAGACGAAGGAAAGAAGGAAAAAAAAACCCGCGCGCGCCUAACUGUCCGCGAAAAGGGCAAGGCGGAACGCAUGCAUCGCAUUGCGUCGCAGAGCAUCCGUCAAAAGCACGGCACGUCUCCAACAAAUCUCGCUUGCCUUAAACGGGCGGCGUGACGGGGACACACUGCCGACGAUCGAACGAACGAACGAACGAUGCGUCCCUCCUGGUGCUCCGUCGUCGCCACCCCAGAUGGGUCUCCUUGAGGACCUCCUCCUCGCCCCGCGCGUCGACGGCGGUGGCGGCGGCGACGGCGAGGCCAUGGCGGCGCCCGACUACGCCAUCCCUCCCCUCUCCCCAACCGCCGCCUCCGUCGUCCACCGAUGCGCCCGGAUCGCCGGCGUGGAGGUGGAGCAGCUGCUGCGGCGGUUCGAGCCGGAGAAGGGGGACCAGCCGCUGGCGUACGCCAGGAGCGUCGUGGAGUACUGCUCCUACAUUGCCCUGCGCGUCGAGACCAAGCGCCAUGACUACCUCAGCGACAGCGAGUUCCACUCGCUCACCUACGACAUGAUGAUCGCCUGGGAAGCCCCCGACGACGAGACGGACGCCGCGUUGCAGAAAAUGUCAUUUAGCUUCGUUGACGGCAAGGAUGACGACGAUUGUGGGUCCAUGUUCUGUUUGAGCCCCACACAAAUGGCCAUUCAGGUUGAUGGGAGGAGAACGGUCAGUCCUGAAGCAUUUGCCAAGAUUAUUCCUGCGUGUCCUGCAAUGGCACACGCGAUCACUGUUCGCAACUUAUUUGAUGCGCUCACAAACUCUACGGGAGGCCGCCUGCAUUUUCUCAUCUACCAUAAGUACCUCAAAUGUUUAGACAAGGUGCUGAGAUUUGCGAAACGUAUAUCAGGUGGACACAAAGCUCCAGCUCUUCAACUUUCUGAUGGAGAAGUGAUCCUUGAUAUCUAUGGUGCCGCGACAACCAAGCCGAUUCUUCAACACAUUGGGACGUCCACUUGGCCUGGGAGGCUCACACUGACAACCCAUGCUUUGUACUUUGAGCCAGUCAGUGUUGAUUUCUCAUACAACGAGGCUGUGGUGUAUGAUCUGUCAAGGGACUUGAAGCAGUCUAUAAAACGUGAAUCAACUGGCCCAUGGGGUGCUCAGCUAUUUGACAAAGCUGUCAUGUACAAAUCUAGCUCUACAAGAGAGCCGGUGUUCUUCGAAUUUCCUCAAUUCAAAGGUCACACUCGUCGAGACUACUGGUUUGCAAUCAUCAAAGAGGUGUUGCACGCUCACAAGUUCAUUAGGAAGUACAGGAUGAUCAAUUUACAUAAGGCCGAGGCGCUUUCUGUUGCGACACUAGGAAUUCUCAGAUACCGCACGGUGAAGGAGGGAUUCCACAUACUGCCUGCACAUUUCAAGACUACCCUUGCCUUCAAUUUGGCAGAGAAAUUGCCCAAGGGGGACAAGAUACUGGAAGCAUUGUAUGGUCAGAUGAAAGAUUAUUCCUCAAGGUUCAGAGUAGAUGAAGAUUCUGUUCAAAGCAGUUCAGAUGAUCUGACGCUUGCUGAUCCUUUCCCACUUUCUGCAUAUACUUUGGUGAACAUGGGUUUGUUGACACUCAAAGAGGAGGACAAUCCCGAGGAAUGGGAUCUCACUGUCCGAGAUGUGCAGACGGGAGGAACUAGCUCAGUGCAAAUGGCUCUAGAGAGAUCUGUAGGUUACUCUGGCAGAGUGGAGGCUGCGAGGGCGACCCUUGAUCAGGUCAAAGUGGAAGACAUCGACACUAAUGUGGCUGUCCUGAAGGAACUGCUAUUUCCGUUAAUUGAAAUAGGCAAAAGGCUUCUCUUUUUGGCUGAGUGGGAAGAUCCACUUAAAUCAUACGUCUUCUUGUUCUGUUUCCUCUUCAUAGUUUACAGAGGCUGGAUUUGGUACAUUUUCCCUGUCUUUCUGCUUGGUUCUACCAUCUUCAUGCUAUGGCAAAGGCAUACCGGGAACGGGCAGAUGAUAGGCGCAUUUGAAGUCACAACUCCACCUAGGAGACGAACUGUAGAACAGCUACUGGCGCUGCAACAAGCUAUCUCGCAAUUAGAGGCACAAGUGCAAGCCGGAAACAUUUUUCUUCUCAAGCUCCGAUCCCUCCUGCUUGCAGCGUUCCCUCAAAGCACGAACAAAGUAGCAGCUACAAUGCUCGUGGCAUCUGCGAUAUUCGCGUACCUGCCCUUGAGAAGCAUACUUGUACUGAUUGUGCUGGAAGCAUACACGAGGCAUAUGCCGGCGAGGAAGAAGAGCAGCGAGAAGUUGGUGAGGAGACUGAGAGAGUGGUGGCUGCGAAUCCCAGCUGCUCCUGUACAGCUCUUGAGGCCUCAGGAUACCAGGAGAUGGACAUCGAGGUUGAGAUCGAGAUGACCCACAUCGGAAAUGUCGGUACUUUACACAUGUAUUAUAUGUACCUGUAAAUUCAUCAUGUUGUUAGAAAUGUUGAUAUAUACGAUCAGAUUUUUGUGUUGAAAUGGAAAGUACAUAUUGUGCAAAAUGGAAUUGUGGGUGGAUCGUAUUUUGUAUUGUGAAUUUUUGUUGAAAGCUGCACUGAAGGAAUUUGGCUGUCUA